AGUCUAUUCCAGAUCUUUGCUCUGUGUGGAUGCUUAAACGGAGAUCAAACUCGCGAACGCGCGGAUACUUUUUUGUCUUCAAAUCAUAAGUUCAGAAAAGUGAAGAGUGGCGAAUGAAAGGCACAAAAAGAAAAGGAAUAAUAAUUAGUUACUGAUAAUGUUUCAUGCUUGAAAACUUACGUUUAAACAAAAGAUAAAGAAAGAGCGUAAAGUGGAUUUCAAAAGCCCAUAACUGGCCAGAACAAGAUUCCCUCGAGUGAAAGUUCGUAGAUCAAUUUGAAACAAGAAAGAAAGAAAACAACAAAAAAUCUUUUCAUAGUGAGAAAAUAAAACUGAAAGAUUACAAAUUGCAUUAAAUUUAAUAAUAUUAAGUAUUGUGAAUGACAAGAAUCAAGAAUAAGUUAAAUAAGUGACGACAAGAUUAAAUAGAAAUAAAUUAUCGAAUUAAGUUUUCCUGUGCAAUUGAGUGAAACUUUUUUUUUGUGCAUGAAAAGAGGAAAAUAAUUUUUGACAAUGAAUAAUAAAAGUUUAUUAUUGUUAUUCGUGGCUUUGUCAACAAUUGCUGCUAUCGAUGGUGCGAUACCGCAACAAAACUUGGAAAGGAAGAACAACAAAGAAAACACUUGCACAACAGAUCAGUUUCGGUGCAACAAUGGACGAUGUAUACCAAAACGUUGGCAAUGUGAUCAAGAAAAAGAUUGCAGUGAUGGAUCAGAUGAAGACACGAGUCAUUGUCUGAAGAAAACUUUUUGUCCUCACAAUGAGUUUUUAUGUAGCAAUGGCGAACAAUGCAUUCCAAGUGGUUGGAUUUGUGAUCGCUCAAAAGAUUGCUCUGAUGGCUCAGAUGAAGAGUCAUGUGGUGACGAUACUUGUCGAUCAGACGAAUUCACCUGUAGCAAUGGAAGAUGCAUUCAAAGUCGGUGGGUGUGUGAUCGAGAUGAUGAUUGUGGUGAUGGUUCUGACGAGGCUAAAUGUACACCAACAAAAUGUGAUCCAAUCAAACAAUUUCAAUGUUCAGAGAAGUAUUGUGUGACAGCAAAAUGGCGUUGUGACGGAGAAUUGGAUUGCCCUGAUGGGUCAGAUGAACGAAAUUGUACAAAAAUAGAUGACACCGAACGUAAGAAGCCAAUGUCAUGCGUUCAAGCGGAAUAUCUUUGUAAGGAUGGAAUCACAUGCAUUCAUCGUAGUUGGAUUUGUGAUGGCGAACAAGAUUGUCCCGGUGGUGAUGAUGAAAUGAUGCCAAAUUGUCAAAAUAUAACAUGUCGUGCAGAUCAAUUCCAAUGUGCUGAUAAAUCUUGCAUUGCUGGACAUUUCGUUUGUUCGGGAAAAAGUGAAUGUCGUGAUGGAAGUGAUGAAUUAAAUUGCCCUGCACCGAAGCGAACAUGCGACCGGAAAACAGAGUUUGAUUGUGGGGGUGGAAUGUGCAUUCCACUUUCAAAGGUUUGUGAUAAGAAACAAGAUUGUCCUGAUUCUGAAGAUGAACCUGUCGGUAAAUGUGGACGUGAUGAAUGUCAAGUGAACAAUGGUGGAUGUUCACAAUUGUGUGUCGAUACCCAAGCUGGAUUUUAUUGUGAAUGUCGUUCUGGUUAUAAACUCAUAGACAACAAAACUUGUGAAGACAUAAAUGAAUGCGAAAUUCCUGGUUCAUGUUCACAACUUUGCACAAAUGAACGUGGCUCGUUUAAGUGUGAAUGUAAGAAAGGUUACUUGAGAGAUCCCAGAGAUCAUACAAAAUGUAAAGCCAUGGAAGGUCAUGCAUCGUUAUUAUUUGCACGUCGUCAUGACAUCAGAAAAAUUUCUCUCGAUCAUCGUGAAAUGACGUCAAUUGUUAACGACACAAAAUCAGCAACCGCACUCGAUUACGUCUUUCGAACUGGAAUGAUUUUCUGGAGUGAUGUAACCGAACAGAGAAUUUAUAAAGCGCCAAUUGAUGAGGGAACUGAACAGAUUGUAGUGUUACAAGACAAAACAGUAACAUCCGAUGGUUUAGCAGUUGAUUGGAUUUAUAAUCACAUUUAUUUCACCGAUACACGUCGCUACACCAUUGAAAUUAUGAACUUUGACGGAAAUAUGGGAAAAGUUUUGAUCAAAGACGAUUUGGAGAUUCCUCGGGCGAUUGCAUUGGAUCCACUUGAUGGUUGGAUGUAUUGGACAGAUUGGGGCUCAAGUCCGAGAAUUGAACGUGCAGGAAUGGAUGGCACACAUCGAGAGACAAUCGUCAGUUACGACGUUAAAUGGCCUAAUGGACUGACACUCGAUCUUGUUCGUAAACGCGUCUACUGGGUCGAUGCCAAAUUAAAUGUGAUUUCAUCAUGUAAUUACGAUGGUUCGGGACGAAAUGUUGUACUUCAUUCCACCGACACCCUUCGACAUCCGUUCUCGAUAACAACAUUUGAAGAUUGGGUUUAUUGGACCGACUGGGACAAGGAAGCAGUUUUCCGUGCCAAUAAAUUUAAUGGAGCAGACAUUGAACCCGUCACUGCUCUUCACAUGCUUCAACAUCCAAUGACCAUUCACGUGUAUCAUCCAUAUCGACAGCCUGAUGGCGAAAACUUUUGCCAAGCUGUGAAUGGACAUUGUUCUCAUCUCUGUUUACCCGCACCAAAGAUAACCGAUAGAAGUCCACGAAUAUCGUGUGCUUGUCCGACAGGAUUGAAACUUAUGGAUGAUGGGCUGAUGUGUGUUGAGGAUGAGACAAUUGUAACGUCAACGACAAGGACAACACGUAAACAAAGCAGCACAACUCCAAGUAUGAAAUCAAUCACACAUGCAUCAGCUAAUAUUUAUGAUACUAAAUUAUAUCCUGCACCCCCUGGCGAUGUCGAGAAACCCCCAGACGAUGCACCAGACUCAGGCUAUAUAGCCAUUGUGACUAUUCUCGUAGCAACUUUAUUGGUUCUCGUGCUAACAGUUCUUGCUGUCUUCGUCUACCGACAUUACGUUCACAAAAAUCUCACGUCCAUAAAUUUCGAUAAUCCCGUGUAUCGUAAAACGACCGAGGAUCAAGUACGUUUAAAGAAGACGCUUUCGCCGAUAAUUUAUCCAAGCACCGUAGGUGAAGAGUUGCGAGCACUAGCGCAAGAUUGUCCUAUAUAAAUUUAGUGCUAAUUAGUAAGACAAAAAAAGGGAUUCCAUUAUAGAGUUUAACAAAGAAAGAGAAAAUGACAACAUCGCCAACAUAAAACCACAAAACAGAAACAUCGUCCUUCAUCUUUCAUCAUUAAAAAACAUAAGAAAAAAAAACUUUUUUCAUUUAGUCUAAUUAAAAAGAAAUGAGAAUCAACACGUAGUCGAUCAGGAUAAAAAUUUUCAUUUCCUUAGAUAUUAAGAAUUUUAAAAAUAAAAUAUGAAAAACGACGGCGAGAAAAUCUCGAAGAAAAUUCUACAGAAAAUAUUUUUUGGUGAAAAAGAAAACUUCAUUGGCGACGAAAGAUCAACAAAAUAAAAAGCAAUCAAUCGAGUUGUUGCCAAUGGGACAGAUUCAACAAAAAUUUUCAUCCUAACAAACAAAAUAUGAAUUUCUUUCGUUCUUUUUUUGAUAUAGAAGAAAAAUUAUUGUAAAUAUUUUAUGAUUCGUCCCUCUCAUCCCUCCUUGUUCCUAUCUAUUCUCUUUUACUCUUCCUCCAACCACCCAACAUUGAUAAAUGAAUCAGAGAUGCUUCAAAUUCCGAAACGAACGCGUCUGUAUGGCUGCUGUUGAUCGCUUGAAAAGCAGACAAGAAGAAGAAUAAGAAAUAUGAAAAAUCAUGGAAAUCUACCUGAAAUGAUUCGCUUCUCGUAAAGCACAACAUCAAUUGAGAUAAAGCGUGGUGAGGAGAUGCACGACAACAGCAGCACAGCAUGAAUAUUGAUUUAAAUUAAUUUCUAUAAUUGUACAUAUUGAAAGACUGAAUCAUUAAUUUUCAAAAAAUAAUAAUAAAAGUAAUGUUAUAUUUGUUUAACAUAAACA
Messenger RNA from Clunio marinus, 3949 nucleotides. Lineage: Eukaryota; Metazoa; Arthropoda; Insecta; Diptera; Chironomidae. The record is from the annotation of a GenBank genome assembly.